UGGUGUUUGUUCGAUUCCCGCGGUAGAAAAUUUUUUUUAUUUUCUGUUUAAAGUUCUUUAUUUUUUUAGGAAAUUAUUUAGGAAUUCCUUAUCUUUUAAAUUUAAUUAUUCUCAAAUUUUACGACUUUCUUUAUUUCUUCUACAUUUUCCAGAUCCUUUUGAAGUUUUGGUUGUUUCUCGUUUAAAAUUUAUUCUGCUCUCUCCCUCGAAAUGAAAGGAAAACUUUGAAAAGUGAGGAGGAACAUUUCUUCGUUUUCUCCACUUUUUCCUAGUUUCCUCCCUAUUUUCUUCCAGUUUCCACCGCUUUAUUGAUCUCCUUUCCUUCCAAUUUUCCUCCUUUACCUUUCCCUCUCCCCUCAUGUUAGUAAUAGGAAGAAAAAUUUUUUUCCUUUUAAAUUUUCUCAAAAAAACUCAUUUUUGUUUAAAAAUAAAAAUUUUUUUAUUUUUAAGGAUUGCCUUUAAAAAAAUUUUUUUUUAAAUUUAUUUGGAUAAUUUUCCAUUUUUUUUUAUUUUGAAUAAAAAUUAACCUUUUUGUUUUGUUUUUCUUACAGUUUUUGUCCCACCGAUGUGAAAUUAGUUACCGGCUCUGAUGAUGCAACUGCUCGAGUUUGGGAUUUUGCUAGAUGCAAUGAAGAAAGAGUUUUGAGAGGACAUGGAGCCGAUGUUCGUUCUGUCGAUUGGCAUCCUACAAAGGCUUUGAUUGCAACUGGAUCGAGAGAUUCUCAACAACCGGUGAAAUUAUGGGAUGCAAAAACUGGGCAAUGCUUGGCGACUUUGUUAGUUUUUAAAAAAAAAUUUUUUUAUUUUUUAAUAUAAUAAAAUUGUGUGUUUUUGUCUGUCUUUUCUGUGUUUUAUUAUGUGUGUCUUUUGCUUAAAGUCACCUUAUUGAGUGCUUUUUCAUGCUUUUUGAGAAAAUUUAGGGAGGGGACUUCUUUGGUGUAGUGGUAUCUGGUUAGAUUUUUUGAUAGAAGUCAGCAUGGUUCGGACCCCUUUGUCGGUACCUUUCGUUAUAAUUUUUCCUUGGGGUUUUCACUAGACAUGAUCACAAAAACUCUGUAAUGGCUGUUCAAUGGAAUAAAAAUGGAAAUUGGCUAUUAACCGGUUCAAGAGAUCACGUAAUUAAACUUUAUGAUGUUAGAAUGAUGAGAGAAGUGCAAACCUUUAGAGGGCAUAAAAAGGAAGUUACAGCCCUCGCCUGGCAUCCUGUUCAUGAAGGUUUAUUUGUCAGUGGAGGGGGUGACGGUGCUCUAGGUUAUUGGCUAGUCAAUAAUGACAAAGAAUUAGCUUUGUUGGAACAGGCACAUGAUAUGGCUAUUUGGACGUUGGAAUGGCAUCCUAUGGGACAUAUUUUGGCGACUGGAUCAAACGAUAAUAACACCAAAUUUUGGACUCGUAACCGUCCAGGAGAUACUCAAGAAGAUGUUUUUGGAAUGACCACAGUUGGAGGUUUGUUCAGCUCCUCGUCUGUUCAUAAUUUUGAUGAUGAAAGAGAGCCUAUUCCAAUUACAACAGAGGAAGAUUCAAAUGCUCCACCACAAAUACCUGGUUUGGGAAUUGAUGAACCAAUGCGUAGAGAAAUGAAUAAAGAUUUUGGUACAAUACUUACAGCAACUUCCCUUCCUGGACUUGGAGGGCCUACAAAUACUUCAACUUUUGAUCAAAAUAAAAAACAAGGAGGAGGACAAUUUGGGGGGAGACAACAACCAAAAAGAAAUCAAAGACAAUUUGAGAGAAUGUGGAUGGGUGAGGGGAAUAUUUUUUUUGAAUUUAUGAGUAAAUUGCAGGAGGAUAAUCUUAAAAGAAUAAUUUAA
Molecule: messenger RNA, 1811 nt
Organism: Meloidogyne enterolobii
Lineage: Eukaryota; Metazoa; Nematoda; Chromadorea; Rhabditida; Meloidogynidae
Source: the annotation of a GenBank genome assembly